Hymenoscyphus albidus is the source of this 2392-nucleotide messenger RNA. NCBI's taxonomy places the organism in Eukaryota, Fungi, Ascomycota, Leotiomycetes, Helotiales, Helotiaceae. The record is from the annotation of a GenBank genome assembly.
CAUGCUCAAAGUACCAUCAUCAUUGGCCUUGGCGAAGAACCUUACAAACAAUUGAAUCCUCAAAUACUGCUUCGUACCGCUGAUUGCACUAUACAUGUUGGAUUUUUCUACUCAAAUUGUCAAGUCAGUGUCUCGGUAACGAGCUGCACCGCAAAGAUGGCACACGUUCCACGACACAUUCAGAUGGCCGAGGAUACCUCCAUCCUGGAACCACACGUAAGCUAAAGUUCUCUAAAAUGCAAUUGUAGAACCCAAUGACCCGAUUGUUCCUCUGCUUUCUCUACGCUAUCAACAUUUAAGGCUGACUUUGAAACUCAGUGGGGGUAUGUUGAGCGCGUUCUUCCUUGCACCAACGAUCCCGGUUCUUGCGAGUAUUUGGAUGCUGUAUAUUGGAUGCACGAUGUAUCAAUGCUGUAUUCUUUCAUCAUGUGGGCUGUGAUUGGGGGAGUUUUGGCGGUCGUUGUCGUUUUCAGAACCAUGAAACCAAACCCCAGGGGAGCUUCACAAAUCUCGAUUUCAGAGAAGAACAAACCAGUUUCGAACGAGAGUGCUUAUUCCAGAGCUUGGGCAGGAGUACGCUCAUUCCUCCGGCGGAGACUUCUUCCAGAAGGGCUUGUGAGCGUAUUUGGUCACGUAAGCCGCUUGCAGAUUUUAAUCUUAUCAAUUAUGGUUGCGUAUUUACUUGUGUUCUCGUAAGUAAUUUCUCCAGCAUUUUGGUUACUCUUUUUCGAUGUAAUAUAUAUACUAACGUGGUAUAGAUUUGUUGGGAUAGUAUACAAAACAUGGAUCACGCCUGUCAAAAACAGCAAUCUUCACAACAGACGAAGUGGCAUUGGAGGGUUCUCGGACAGAAUUGGAGUACUUGCUUAUGCUUUGACUCCUUUAACGGUGGCUCUUUCGACACGAGAGUCUAUCCUCACUCUUGUUACUGGUAUUCCAUACCAAUCUCUCAACUUCCUCCAUCGAUGGUUAGGCCGAGUCAUAUAUAUCCAAGCAGCAUUUCACACCUUUGGAUGGACGCUGAUUGAGGCCAAUUUCUACCAACCACAACCAAAAGUCUAUCGAGAAUUUAUAGGGCAACUGUAUAUGAUUUGGGGCUGUAUUGCAAUGCUGUUGCUCAGUUUCCUCUUCUUUUUCAGUUUUCAGCGCGCCAUAAGAUGGACAGGACACGAGUUUUUCCGCAAGAGUCAUUACGUUGUUGCUAUGAUUUACCUGGGAGCUUGCUGGGGUCAUUGGAAUCAACUAGCUUGUUGGAUGAUCGCAUCACUUGGUAUAUGGGGAUUGGACCGUGGGAUUCGGUUUUUGCGAACUCUGUUGAUCCACGUUGGAUAUGUGAAUGGUUCACGAGGUAAGUUUAUAUGUAAAUACUCUACCUCUACCAAGACUAAUCGCUUCUAAAUCAGACUUUGGCUUCCACUCAGCGCAAUCCUCGAUCGAGUAUUUCGACGACCCAGAUGGUGGUGUUGUUCGCAUGGAAUUCAAACACAACCACGAAGCUUGGGAAGUUGGUCAACAUUUCUUCCUCUGCUUUCCAGCGCUCACAAUCUGGCAAUCGCACCCUCUCACUGUGGCAUCAGUUCCAGAACCACAUCCAGAUUUACCACAUCAUACAUAUAUAAUCCGCUGCCGUUCAGGCGAAACUAAACGUCUAAAGGAAUUGGCAUUAGGUGAUAUCAACGGACGUGAUGGGGCACCUCUCAGUUCUACCACCACACCGGUCAUUCUAUGCGGACCCUAUGGCACAGCUCUUCUCCCUUCCCACCCAAAUACCGGCCAUGGGGCAUCCAAUAUCCUUGCGAUCGCUGGUGGAACCGGAAUAUCAAUCACCCUUCCACUCGUGCUCGCUGCUACAUCAUCUCCUGCUUUCACUGGUGUCCCAAUCGAUUUCGUGUGGAUGAUUCGACGCUCCUCGAACAAGAAAUGGAUUGCAGCCGAACUCGAAGAACUGAAACGUCGUUCUCGAACGGAAAAGCCGGAUCUUAGAAUUCAUAUCUACAUCACGCAAGAAAGUUCCGAGUCGGACAAAACCGAAUUAGCUGAAGACCGCGAUUCAACCUCAAAGACGGCAAAUGAAAUGAUCGAGCCAGUUUCGAACUCGUGCUGCUCAUCAUCUUCAACGUCCAGCAACCCAAAUUAUAACAUCACCUAUAUGGACGCGCAGCAUCCUUCGCUCGGUAGCAUCGUUUCGAACUUCCUGGAGAGCCGAGCUCAGUCUAAGUUGAAGACGAGGGUCGUCGCCAGUGGACCACAAAGCAUGGGCGCUGAUCUGAGAAGUGCGGUUGCAAGAGCAAAUGACGGAUCCAAGGUCUGGAAAGGAGACAUGAGAUGGGAUGUUGAAUUGGAAUGGGAUGAUCGGAUGGGUUGAGAAACCAGCUGGGCUUUUGGAUAACUU